AUGUUUGAGGAAAUCAAAGGCUCCCAAAAGAUGUUCGUCCUUUUCAUCUUCAUAGUUAUCUUCUCUAUCGUCAUCAUAUCCAUUAACAAGAAAAAGUGGAUAGACAAUCAAGCUCCUGCCAUUAUCAAAAAAGAUACGAGUAAACCUGUGUUCGAAUCUUUAAACACACAAGAUUCUUCCGGUGAAGAUAUGUCAAAGCCACCACCAAAACAACCCAAGACUGAUCUACAGGAACUAUCUCUAGAAGAUGACAUGAACAACGCAAGAAUCGAAGCAUUAUCAUCCAAUCCAUCUUCUCCACGUGCCAGAAAAUCCUCCGCCAUGAAGAUCAGUUGUCUGUGUGCUCCGACCAACCACCCUGGCUCCUUCAGGUGUCGCUACCACCGGAACAGUGUCUCAGUCGGCUCCAACCUUUCUGAAUUAGCCUACCGGAAAACUGCCUCCGUCGGUUCAAACCUUUCAGAUUUAGGAAACACAACCACCAACAUGAAGAAAUCGAGACGACCUAGAGAAUGCUGAUAAAAUUCUUAUCGAUUCAUUAUGUGUAAAAAACUAACAUGUACUUUCAUUCAAAUAUAUUAUUAUUAUUAUUAUUAUUAUUAUAUAUAAUUCAAACUGGAACAAAGCUUUUCCGUUUCUCAGAUGCAUAUGACAUCGGAAACCAUGGAGUUUAAUAUGUACAAAACUCAAAACUGACUAUACUCCUAACAAAUCUAAACUCGAUCUCGUAAUAUCACGAUCACAUCGGGCAGGUGUUUUCUUCGGAUUCUAAAGGCGCCAUCAUGUGGUUUCGACACAGAGGACAAGUGGUGUUCCAGUAUUUUAACCAUUUCUCGAGGCAUGAUUUAUGGAAAACGUGUCCACACGAGAGGUGGUUUAUCUCUGCGUCUGGUUUGAAUUCAAUCAAGCAAACGGAACAUUCUUGUUUGGUGAGGGGAGAAGAGAGGAGGGAGUCGUACCGGAGUGUUGGUGUCCGGCUUCUGAACUCCUCCAUGUAACUCGUUGAUGGUGUUCCACGGCAUUCCGGUGACUCGACGAAGCUUUGAUCGGAAACAUCCUCCCACCACGGGAAACGAAUCCCGACGAGAUUAAGGAUGGAACGAAGGAUCUCCUUCAUGAAGGAUAUCGACAUGGCGGUUUUCACCAGAAUUAUACAUAGGAUUCCGGCAUCGGAAGGGUUUGAGUAUGGUGAGAGACCCAUAUUGGUGCUUGAACCUGUAAAUACAACACAAAAAUUAUCAAAAUUAGUCGAUUUCGACAAAAGAAAUCAUACAAAUUUUCAUCCAAUUUCUAUUCGACCUCUUUUAAUAUGGGGGAAAAGGGGGAAGAAUGAACCAAGUGUUAUAUAACCUAAUUUCUUAUGAGCAGUUCGCAAAAGAUCUUAAUCACCACAGUUUUCAUUUCAAUUUUAUGAAUCUACAGUACAAUUUUUUUGGAAGAUCGAUAGAUAAGAAUUCAGAUUGUGAAGAACAAAGAAUAAAAACAUCCCCAAAAACGACGUUCAGAUCAUGUAAUGGAAACUUCAUGAAUCAAAAACAUAAAAACAGAUUCAACUUCCAUUUUUAAAACAAUACAACAGAUAAAUAAGAAAAAUAAUAGAAAUCUACGCAGAGAUCUAGAAGUACUGAAGAAAGAGAGAGAUUACUUACUUGGAAGCAGGGGGUAGGUUGAAGAUGAAAUAGUUAGUUGAAAUCGUUGAAGUUGAAUGGGAAAUUGAGGUUGGUUUUAAGAGUUGCGAGAUAGAAAAAGGACAGUACUGGGGCUUUAACGGCGGAGGAUGGUGGCACCGGCACACCGCUGGUUAGAAACAGGAGGUGGUGUUAGAGUGAAUCCACUGCUUCAGUUGAGAAUAUAUACUCCCCCGUCCCCAUCUUUCCAUUAAAG
Molecule: messenger RNA, 1884 nt
Organism: Lactuca saligna
Lineage: Eukaryota; Viridiplantae; Streptophyta; Magnoliopsida; Asterales; Asteraceae
Source: the annotation of a GenBank genome assembly